Molecule: messenger RNA, 513 nt
Organism: Parnassius mnemosyne (clouded apollo)
Lineage: Eukaryota; Metazoa; Arthropoda; Insecta; Lepidoptera; Papilionidae
Source: the annotation of a GenBank genome assembly
AUGCCACGUGGUAAAUACACAAAUCAUAAGGGACGCAACCGUAAAUUUACUAGUCCUGAAGAAUUAGAAGAGCAGAGAAAGCAGGAGGAGCUGAAGCAAAAGUGGAGAAAAGAACAUGGUCCGAGCAGUAGUGAAGAGUCAGAAGAUGAUAAAUCUGGCUCUGGAGACAGUGAUGACAGUGAUUCAGAGGAUGAUCAACCAGCAAAGGCAAAGGGUGUUUCUGGCCUCAUUGAGGUUGAGAAUCCAAACAGGGUAGUAAAAAAGAAUAAAAAGCUAUCUAACUUGGAUAAUAUUGGUGAGGGUGAAAAGCCUCAAUUGUCAAGGCGUGAACGCGAAGAAAUAGAGCGUCAAAGGGCCGCCGCAGCGUAUCAAAAGGCCCAUGCAGAAGGAAAAACAGAUCAAGCCCGCGCAGAUUUAGCUCGACUGGCCAUAAUCCGACAGCAGCGGGAAGAGGCCGCAAAGAGACGCGAGGCUGAAAAGAAAGCUAAGGACGAAUCUACGAAGAAGAAAUAA